AUGCCCGGCCGCAAUGAUGCAGCUCCCCCGUGGGUGCCACCCACCUGGUCUCCCGAGCCGUCCAUGGGCGUGUUGCCGGUCAUCACGAACCCAGAGGAUUAUCCCGACCGCGCACCCGGGAGCAACGCCGCAACGGCAGCCUCAGCAGCUGGUGUUCGAGCUUUAAGCGCCCAGCUCGUUGCAUUCUACUUCCGCGCCCCGGCAAAGGCCUUCUUCCGGACUCGUGUUGACUAUCUGGCGUAUGCGAGGACCGUCCAUCACCAGCAACUCAAGAGCAUGUUAGAUGCUGUUGCCAGGGACCACUCCGCCUCGAAAACGAGGGUGUUUCUACGUCACACCUGGAUUUGGAUGAGAAGCACGACUCCCGGAGUUCUCACCUCUGCCAUCAAACAACAGGGAUGGAGCGUCGUCCCCCAUCAGAUUCUGCCGCCUCUCAUCGCCAACGUUGGUGUCGGCGCAGUUUUGUAUACUAGUUAUUUACACAUCCUUGGUCAUUUACACGAAGAAAGCGGGAAAGCCACCAAGCGUGUCUAUCCGCCACCGUCACCACAACACACAUUUACAGCUGGUUUUCUUGCCGGUGGCCUUCAGAGCGUUCUCGCAGCUCCGCUGGAUGCGCUUCAGGCUCGAUAUGACCACCACGACUUGAUGCCCAGUGAUGGCAGUAACCGGCCCCGGAGCAUGUGGAGUUUCGGCUCGGAAAAGCUACGAGAAAUCGGCCUACGAGGAAUUUUCGCCGGCUGGGGACUGUCCUUCGCAAAGGAUAGCUUAGGCAGCGCCGUCUUCUUCAGCAUGUUUGAGUAUGUCAAAGCUCAAGGGUACUACCGCUUCGUGACGUGGUACUACGGUGGUCUGGGCCAAGACAUUGUCGAUUUUCUCGCCAUGAAGCGACCUUCUAAGCAGGAUGAGGAAAGCGAAGUCACCAUCAUUCGACCCCAUUAUGCAAUAGAGCCAGCAUUCUUAUUCAUUGCCGGAUUCAGCGCGUCAUUUUCUCAGCAACUUCUGCUUCAUCCCUUAAGUCACUUCCAAGUCAAGCACUGGGACCACCUGGAAGAUUUGGAUGAAAAGGCGGCCAAGUAUAGAGCAUCAAGGGCCGCUAAUCCAGAUCAACCGCGUCGAAGGUGGAAGAUGCUGCGGGCGUAUUAUCACGCGUACCAAGAGACCUGGGCAGGGUGCUCGGCCGAAGCAGCUGCUGAGGGACAGAGCUUGACGAGGUGGCUUUAUCGAGGAUUUUGGUGGAACACGAUUAGACAGGUUCCCAGUACGAGUGCUGGACUGAUUAUUUUCGAAUUGAUACGGCGCAAGUAUGGGUACGGCGCGGAGGAAGUGCGGAUUACAAAGGACGGGUACGAUAUCCUGCUCAAUUAG
Molecule: messenger RNA, 1368 nt
Organism: Pochonia chlamydosporia 170
Lineage: Eukaryota; Fungi; Ascomycota; Sordariomycetes; Hypocreales; Clavicipitaceae
Product: mitochondrial carrier protein
Exons: 1
Coding region: 1-1368 (455 amino acids)
Biological process (GO): mitochondrial L-ornithine transmembrane transport
Molecular function (GO): L-ornithine transmembrane transporter activity
Source: RefSeq, a predicted model, not a curated record